AUGCGGACGUCUAUUGUACUUGUGGUGCUGCUGGCAGUAGCUUCACACACUGCGGCGAAGCCAAAAAACCGUUUCACUCGCUAUCCAUCAUGGAACACUAAGAUGUACCCGGUCUGGAAAGAUGGAGACCCACGAUACAAAGACUCCUGGAAAGGUGGAAGAGUGACCUUUAAUGUAGGGAAUGAUUCACCAACUCUGACCGGAGCUAAAGUUACCUUCACCAUCGACUUGGAGUUUCCACACAACCAGAGGGUGCAGCCUAACGGAGACGUUGUUUGGGCUGAAGACUGCAUCGUCAAUGGAACAAAAUACCACGAGUCUGAGCCAGUAUACCCAACACAGAACACAGACUGGGAGGCUGUUUUUCCUGAUGGGACACCAGUUAAGAAAGACAAGAAGCCGAGUUAUGUGUUUGUCUGGAAGACCUGGGGUCAGUACUGGCAGGUGGCUGACGGCCCCUCCUCCUCUCUGACCAUCGGUACAGACGACAUCCCACUGGGCUCCUACACCAUGGACAUCGUUAUCUACCACUACCGGAGCAAAGAGAAGUUCAUUCCCCUGGGAUAUGCCUCCACCCAGUUCUCCAUCACCGAUCAAAUCCCCUUCGCUGUCUCCCUGGACCAAGUGAACGACAUUGUGGCCGGGGACAUGCGCUUCAUCCAGAACAGGGCGAUCGCCUUCACCAUCACCCUCCACGACCCCAGCGAGUACCUCAGCAACGCGGACAUCACCUUCAACUGGGACUUUGGGGAUGAAAGCGGAGCCCUCAUAUCCAGAGAGCUGACUGUCACUCACACCUACAUCAGCUCCGGCUCAUUCAAGCCUCAGGUGGUGAUACAGGCAGUCAUCCCUGAUAAGGCCUGUGAUCCACCAGUUGCCACGCCAACCAAGGCCCCUACUGAUCAGGGCACUACAGUGAAAGCUCCCGCACUGGCGUCUGCUCUCCCUCUACUGGUUUCCACCAAGGCACCUGGUCCAAAUGUCAACGUGGUGCCUUCAGACACAGAGGAGGACAACACUGAGGAUGAGGCCUCCACUGCCUCCACCACCCAGGCUGCCCAGGAAACGCCCACAGUGACCAAGACCCCCUCCCCUAUCAACCAUGACCUGUCAGCUGACAGCGAUGCGGGGGCUGGGCUUACAGCAGGUGCAAAGCGAACUGUGACACUGACAGGCCAAGCUGCAGUGGUAGUAGUUGCGAAGCGGGAUGCUGACGAUAAACCCUCUGAUGACGACUGCGUGAUUUAUCGAUACGGCUCCUUCUGCACCGGCAUUGAGGUGUUUGAGGGCAUUGAAAAAGUAGAGAUAGUUCAAAUGGACAAUGCUGUGAUGGCAACACCAGAAAAGGACAAAAAUGUUUUGGAUAUCACCGUUACCUGCCAGGGAAGCCUUCCUAAAGAGGUGUGCAGCGUGAUUCUGGACGUAGAGUGCUUGAGGCCAAUUCACACCAUGUGCAACAUGGUGGAGCCCUCGAAGGAGUGCCAGCUGGUGCUCCGUCACUUCUUCAAUGACUCUGGUGUCUACUGCAUCAAUGUGUCUAUGGCCAAUGACGUCAGUUUAGCUGUCACCAGUGCCAAAUUCAACCUCGAGAUGGGUCCCACUGUUUCCUCCUCCGGCACUGUCGCCAUGUUGUUGGGUGUCGUGGUGCUUGUUCUUGCAGUAGGAAUUGUGGCAUAUUCCUACAAGCGUUUCAAGUCCUACCGACCUCUGAAGGAAGACACGACUGCGUCUGGAGGCCAGCAGCACGGCCGGGCUCACAGCUGCUCUGGAGCCUUGAUCUUCUGGAACCUCCUGAACAGACGAGGAGCCGUCGACAACUGCCCUCUGCUGCAGGACCGGCCAGUGUGA
This is a messenger RNA of Toxotes jaculatrix (banded archerfish), 1848 nucleotides long. RefSeq names its product premelanosome protein b (gene pmelb). Gene Ontology annotation, biological process: melanosome organization. NCBI's taxonomy places the organism in Eukaryota, Metazoa, Chordata, Actinopteri, Toxotidae. The record is from RefSeq and is a predicted model, not a curated record. The coding region runs from base 1 to 1848 and encodes 615 amino acids. The transcript has 12 exons. Gene Ontology annotation, cellular component: melanosome.